Messenger RNA from Sceloporus undulatus (fence lizard), 2115 nucleotides. It is a transcript of the gene SCGN, whose product is annotated as secretagogin, EF-hand calcium binding protein. Bases 81 to 902 code for a protein of 273 amino acids. The transcript has 11 exons. Gene Ontology annotation, biological process: regulation of presynaptic cytosolic calcium ion concentration; regulation of long-term synaptic potentiation. Gene Ontology annotation, cellular component: nucleus; dendrite; terminal bouton. The record is from RefSeq and is a predicted model, not a curated record. NCBI's taxonomy places the organism in Eukaryota, Metazoa, Chordata, Lepidosauria, Squamata, Phrynosomatidae. Gene Ontology annotation, molecular function: calcium ion binding.
CUGGGCUGCCUCCUGAAUGCACCCUUCCUCCUCCUCUUCUUCUUCAGCACCUUUUGUGCCUGGCCUCCUCCUUCAGCACCAUGGAGAGCGACCCUCUGCGGAGCCUUGACGCCGCCGGCUUCCUCCGCCUCUGGCAGCACCUGGACGCCGACGACAAUGGUUACAUAGAAGGGAAGGAGCUUGAUAACUUUUUCCAUCAUCUCCUGAAGACACUGGGCAAUGAAAGCACCAUAACUGAAGAAAGAGUUCAAAAAGUGAAAGAACGGUUUAUGUCAGCCUAUGAUGUAACUGCAGAUGGACGCUUACAAAUACAAGAGCUUGCAAAUAUGAUCUUGCCAGAAGAUGAGAACUUUCUGCUGCUUUUCCGACGAGAAACGCCUCUGGACAACAGUGUGGAGUUCAUGCGGAUUUGGCGACAAUAUGAUGUGGACAGCAGUGGUUUUAUUUCUGCUGGUGAGCUCAGAGACUUUCUCCAAGAUCUUUUUCAACAACAUCAGAAAACUAUAUCUAAGGCAAAGCUGCUAGAAUAUACUGAUACCAUGAUGAAGCUCUUUGACAAAAACAAGGAUGGACGACUGGAUUUGAAUGAUCUGGCAAGGAUCCUGGCUCUUCAGGAAAAUUUUCUGCUUCAAUUUAAACUGGAUGCUUCUAGUGCAGAAGAGAGGAAGCGAGAUUUUGAGAAAAUCUUUGCACACUAUGAUGUUAGUAAGACAGGAGCACUGGAAGGCCCAGAAGUGGAUGGAUUUGUAAAAGAUAUGAUGGAACUUGUCAAGCCCAGCAUUAGUGGAACAGAUCUGGACAAGUUCCGUCAGAUCCUGCUUCGCCAUUGUGAUGUCAAUAAGGAUGGAAAAAUUCAAAAAUCUGAGCUUGCCUUGUGUCUGGGACUUAAAAGCUCCCCAUAGACCUGAAUGUGCUUCUCCUGUGGUUUGCCAAUUAUUGUCUUUUGUGGGAGCCUGCUGGUAACUGGUAGAAUAUUAUCAGUGCUGUGUUAAUGAUCUCUGUUGUACUGUACAUAGAAGACAGAGGGAACUCGUGUGGAUAUGAAUAUUCAUUUGCAGGGAUGCAGCCAAAUUUAAAAAACAAAAAGCAAGAUGUGAUGAGCAGUAUCACGUCCCCUGCUGUUCCAGGAGAGAGGUUGUCUGUAGGAUUUCUUACACGUUUUUAAACAAGCACAUAUCGACAAAUUUAGUCUAGCAGAAACAUAUGUGGCUAUUUUUCCAGGAGAGCUGCUUCAUGUUAUUAAAAUUUAUUGCAUUCCAUUCCUUAGCCUGCAUCUCCCCAAAGUAGUGCCAAUUUCUUCUUAACAUUCCAUCUUUGUGACAGUGUUGUGACAUAUGAAAUUUACUGUAUUGUUUUUCUUUUUAGAAAAGCACACAAACAAUUGGGUUUUGGAGGCAGCUCAGCAUAUUUGCAUUUAAAAAAGCAGAAGUUUAAAAAGAGAAUAGGGCUGGUGUCUCCAUUAGUUACAAAUAUUACACCCCAAAAUAACGACCCUGCUAUAUUUGACUGAUUUGGGCCUAAAUCUUAUUGUCAUUCCCAACAUGAGUAAACCUUUCAAACCUGUGGGAUUUUAACUAUGUGUUGAUGUAUUCACUAAUCGAUUCACUGGGGCUACUCUAGUCUGUCUUCUGUGUAUCAGUCUGCAGAUUAGCUUUGACAACUUUCCACUAUCUCUUUUUUGAGCUUUUUCAAUUCAGGAUGUCUCAGCACAAGAAUCUAUCAAUCCUUAAUGUAGCCUACUUUCUCUCAACAUAUGACUUUAAAGACACUACUGCCUUUUUUUCUCUGUGGCUUUUGCAAUCUUAGUUUAUAUUUUGUAUACGAUGUAAAUCCAAUGUGAUAUGCAUACCAUAAAAAGGUAGUUGCAACUAGUCUCCGUAAUUUUCAGUGAAACAGUUACCAGUGUCACAGAUCUCCUCAAAUGUACACCAUAGGUUUUAUUGCAAGGGGAAUAAAAGUAUAGAAGGAAAUAUCAGUGUGUUUCCAUCGUCUGUCUACCUUUUGGAAUAUUGUAAUGAUUUGCCAUCUCCCUCACUUCCCAUGUAUUAGUAGCAAUGGAUAUUAUUACUUCUAACAUAGUUACCAGUCUUCUGAGAUUAUAUUUCUGAAUCCGUA